This is a messenger RNA of Suillus discolor, 1943 nucleotides long. RefSeq lists its product as uncharacterized. Lineage: Eukaryota; Fungi; Basidiomycota; Agaricomycetes; Boletales; Suillaceae. Bases 76 to 1704 code for a protein of 542 amino acids. The transcript is spliced from 4 exons. The record is from RefSeq and is a predicted model, not a curated record.
UCAUGGUCGUAGUGAAAUAUACUUAAUUUGCCUGUCUAUAAUGCGCUGGCCUCCCUGUCUCUGCCUCCCAUCAUUAUGGCAGAUUCUUCCGAACUGACAGAAGAAAAUUCGCAUCCUUUCAGCCUUCUUGCAUCUAACACACUCUCGGGUCACCAGGGCUUUGACUCGAUAAUAUCUGAAGCAAAGUCCACUGCUGAUACUACAGCCGAUUUCUACUACCACGGUCUGACGUGUCGCAGAAAUGCCCUUGUCGGAGUGGCAUGUUCAAUUAUCUUUAGCUGCUUAUUCAUCAUUGCAGGUGUUAUCACUUUCGCCAAUCAUGGCAUCCUAGGAGUAACCAGGCUGUUCAACCUGGUUAAUGUUGAUAAAGGUGCAUUGCAGGGGAUAUUGACCCUGAUACUUGACUUAAUCGUCAUGUUAUGUACCGAGUCCAUAGGCUUCGUACACGGCGUCUCAUUGCGCUCUGCGCUAGCCUCAGAGUCUCGGCUUCGUUUCAACACCAAUCUGCGCCUUCUCACCGCAGCUCGUGGAUGGUAUAACCCCAACGGCGCCCUGCUUAACGGCAUCGCGGCUGUCCUCCUCAUUAUAUCCUACAGCUCAGCCUCGGUCGUCGUAUGUCUGGACCAAAAUAACUCGGAAACAUUCCAAACAGUUGAUGAGGGUAUUGCCAUCGCGGGGAUACCUCUCCUCAUUCUGGGUGUCGCACUCCUCCUCCAGGUGAUUAUCGCAUUGUCAGGGAUGUGGGCUGUCAAAGCCUUGACGUGGAGCUCCUCACCUUUCGACUUGACCGCCGCACUAGUACACCACGCACAAUUGACCCCCACUACUUUCCGGUGCAUGCGUCGUGUGUCUGACAUAGACACGUAUGGAGGCCCAAUGAAGCCACCAGAAACACAGCCCUCUGCGUGGCAUGCUCACCCUAGCAUCCGGAAAGUUGUCAUUUCUCUUUGGGUCAUCGUUGCAGCAUGCGCUGGAUGGGCCGCACUCGUCAUGUAUGUCUGGGACCGCUUCCCUACCAGCUCUCGAUUUGCAUUUAGUACCUAUCCGCUGACCCUACAAACGUGGUCGUUCUUUCGGAGCGAGCGGUCCAAUGCCAUCGUGUAUUUGAUGCCAGGUUCCAAUCUUGAGGUGGGGAUUCUGCUCUAUGUCAACAUUGUAUUUCUCCAGGGACCGUUGACGCUUGGGCUACACUGCUCGGAGCUCAUCGCGAAUGUCAUCCGAGAUGAAAGACAGUGGAGAUGCGCUACCAGAAGCAAAGGACUCAGAGUGGCAAUGAACCCACUGGAGUCGAUUUUUAAUCAUCCAAUCUGUUUCAUACUUUUCAUCGCGAAGCCCUUCCUGCACUGGAUGUUUGGGCUUUCAUUUGGCAUAUAUAUCUCCGCCGCUAACGAGACCCUAGACUUCAUUCCGAUAGCCAUGUACACUGCCCAAAUCUGGAACUUAUGCAUUGCGCUCUUUAUAUUUGCCUGUUUCUUCACUUUCGUCGCACUACGCCGACCGUCCGGUCCCCAGCCGGCUGCAUACGGCCACCUCCAGACGCUCGCUGACCUUGUGGACGAGUGGUCGCCUGUCAUGUGGUGGGGACACAAGGAGGAUGGAUUUCCGUACUGUCAUGCUGGGACAAGUGAUCACCCACUGCCGGAUGUGAAGAUGAACUGCAUCUAUGCUGGUUCUGGUGCUGGGUCUCUGGUACCCCUCUCGUGAGAGGCACUUUUCAAGGGAAUUUUUUGUGGUGAUUGAUAGGAGCGGGGCGACGUUUUGACUGGAACGUACCAAAAACGAUAAUAUACUUAGAAUAUCUCAGUCUCUAUAUCAGAACUGAGAUGCGAAUACGUCUCUACUCGAGACUUUAUACUAGAAAUUUCAGUAUCAUAUGUAUGUGAGUGCACAAUGACUUUUAAUGUUGGUCUUGCCGAGCAGACUGUAAUCCAAGUUGUCCUGAU